This is a messenger RNA of Anguilla anguilla (European eel), 3884 nucleotides long. RefSeq names its product alpha-actinin-2. The coding region runs from base 216 to 2996 and encodes 926 amino acids. NCBI's taxonomy places the organism in Eukaryota, Metazoa, Chordata, Actinopteri, Anguilliformes, Anguillidae. Gene Ontology annotation, molecular function: actin filament binding; calcium ion binding. The transcript is spliced from 22 exons. Gene Ontology annotation, cellular component: plasma membrane; cell projection; Z disc. Gene Ontology annotation, biological process: actin cytoskeleton organization; muscle cell development. The record is from RefSeq and is a predicted model, not a curated record.
CGGACUUAACUGCGGCACGGCAGCCAGGGGGAUCAGAGAAAGAGAGAGUGGGAGGACAGGUAGAGAAAGAAAGCUAAAUUCAAGUCCACACUCAUUUCAAUAAACCGCACCAUUGGCAUCAAAACAUCAAGACGACCUAAUUGGACGAAACGAAGAACUUUGCUCACAUCAAUAUUUUCCCCCCGUUCUAAUCACUUAGCCCGGUUGGUUUUUGUAUGAGGUCCAGUAUGAUGACCCACGUAGAGACAACGGUGGUGCACUACAACAAUGGAUACGAACAGGAGGAGUACAUGCUACAAGAAGACGAGUGGGACCGGGAUCUCCUUUUGGACCCGGCUUGGGAGAAGCAACAACGAAAGACGUUUACUGCUUGGUGCAACUCCCACCUGCGUAAGGCUGGAACACAGAUCGAGAACAUCGAGGAGGACUUCAGGAAUGGCCUAAAACUCAUGCUCCUGCUGGAAGUCAUUUCAGGUGAAAGGCUACCCAAACCAGACAGAGGGAAGAUGCGUUUUCACAAAAUUGCCAAUGUCAACCAUGCACUGGAUUACAUCACCAGCAAAGGCGUGAAACUUGUUUCCAUCGGAGCUGAAGAAAUUGUGGACGGGAACGUAAAGAUGACCCUCGGAAUGAUAUGGACCAUCAUCCUUCGCUUUGCCAUUCAGGACAUUUCAGUCGAAGAAACAUCAGCAAAGGAGGGCCUUCUUUUGUGGUGUCAGAGAAAGACUGCCCCCUACAGGAAUGUCAAUGUCCAGAACUUCCAUGUCAGCUGGAAGGACGGCCUGGCGUUCUGUGCCCUCAUUCACAGGCACCGGCCGGAUCUCAUCGACUACUCCAAGCUCAACAAGGAUGAUCCUCUUGGUAAUUUAAAUUUGGCCUUGGAAAUUGCAGAGAAGCACCUGGAUAUCCCCAAAAUGUUGGAUGCUGAAGACAUUGUCAACACCCCCAAGCCUGAUGAAAGGGCAAUCAUGACCUAUGUGUCCUGCUUCUACCACGCUUUUGCUGGAGCGGAGCAGGCUGAGACGGCUGCCAACAGGAUCUGUAAAAUUCUGGGGGUGAACCAGGAGAAUGAGAAGCUGAUGGAGGAGUAUGAAAAGCUUGCCAGCGAGCUGCUGGAGUGGAUCCGGCGGACGACCCCCUGGCUGGAGAACCGCACGCCGGAGAGCACCAUGGCGGCGAUGCAGCGGAAGCUGGAGGACUUCCGGGACUACCGGCGCAAGCACAAGCCGCCCAAGGUGCAGGAGAAAUGCCAGCUGGAGAUCAACUUCAACACCCUGCAGACCAAGCUGCGCAUCAGCAACCGGCCCGCCUUCAUGCCCUCCGAGGGCAAGAUGGUCUCGGACAUCGCCAGUGCCUGGCAGGGCCUGGAGCAGGCCGAGAAGGGCUACGAGGAGUGGCUACUGACCGAGAUCCGCAGGCUGGAGCGCGUGGACCACCUGGCCGAGAAGUUCCGGCAGAAGGCCAACGCCCACGAAGGCUGGUCCGAGGGCAAGGAGCAGAUCCUGACCCGGAAGGACUACGAGUCUGCGUCCCUGACGCAGGUGAGGGCGUUGCUGCGGAAACAUGAGGCCUUCGAGAGCGACCUGGCCGCCCACCAGGACAGAGUGGAGCAGAUCGCCGCCAUCGCGCAGGAGCUGAAUGAGCUGGACUACCAUGCCGCGGCUCUCAUCAACGAGAGGUGCCAGAAGAUCUGUGACCAGUGGGACCAACUGGGAACGCUGACGCAGAAGAGGCGGGAGGCUCUGGAGAGGGCAGAGAAGUUGCUGGAAACCAUUGACCAGCUGUUCCUGGAAUUUGCCAAAAGGGCGGCGCCCUUCAACAACUGGAUGGAGGGGGCCAUGGAAGAUCUGCAGGACAUGUUCAUUGUGCACACUGUGGAGGAGAUUCAGAGCCUGAUCGUGGCGCACGACCAGUUCAAGGCCACCCUGCCCGAAGCAGACGGCGAGAGACAGGCCAUCCUGGGAAUCCAGAACGAGAUUCAGAAGAUUGCCCAGAGCUACGGAAUCGGCACCUCCCUCACCAACCCCUACUCCACAAUCACCACCGCCGAGAUCGGCAUUAAGUGGGACAAGGUGAAGAAGCUGGUUCCUCAGAGAGACGGCCUUCUUCAGGAGGAGCUUGCCCGUCAGCAUGGCAACGAACGCCUGAGACGCCAGUUCGCCGCCCAGGCCAACCUCAUCGGGCCCUGGAUCCAGACUAGAAUGGAGGAAAUUGGUCACAGCUCAGUGGAAAUGAGUGGCACCUUAGAGGACCAGAUGACCCAACUGAAGCAGUUUGAGCACAUCAUCAUUAACUACAAACCCAACAUUGACAAACUGGAAGGAGACCACCAGCUUAUCCAGGAAUCCCUUAUAUUUGAUAACAAGCACACCAAUUACACCAUGGAGCACAUCCGGGUGGGUUGGGAGCUUCUUCUCACCACCAUCGCCAGAACCAUCAACGAGAUUGAGACUCAGAUACUGACCCGGGAUGCCAAGGGCAUCAGCCAGCAGCAGAUGAAUGAGUUCCGGUCCUCUUUCAACCACUUUGACCGGGAUGUCAAGGGCAAGCUGCGGCGUGAUGACUUUAAAGCCUGUCUGAUCAGCCUGGGCCACGUGGGCAGCGGCAAACAGAAGAAGAAAGGGGGAAUGGAGUCAGAUGACUUUAGGGCGUGCUUGAUCUCCAUGGGCUAUGCUUUGGGUGAGGCUGAGUUUGCACGCAUCAUGUCACUGGUGGACCCCAAUGGAACCGGGGUGGUGUCCUUCCAGUCUUUCAUCGAUUUCAUGACCCGGGAGACCGCAGACACAGACACCGCUGAGCAAGUCAUCGCCUCCUUCAGGAUCCUGGCGGCUGAUAAGCCUUACAUCCUGGUGGAGGAGUUGCGCCGGGAGCUGCCGCCGGAGCAGGCCGAGUACUGCAUCAUGAGGAUGCCCCCCUACGCCGGGCCCGGCAAGGUGCCGGGAGCGCUGGACUACACCUCCUUCUCCACCGCCCUGUACGGAGAGAGCGACCUCUAACUGCGUUCCCCCACGGGAGGGCAGCGCAGCCGCGGGCUUCGCCUCGCCGUUUUACAUUUGUUCGGCUUUCAAAAUCUCGCUGUCUGUUGGGUGAAAUUCUGCCCUUCCAAACCCUCCCGCCCCCUUUCCCAACCAGUGUCCAAUGACUACAAUACUCAACAAAGCUAUACUAUGAAAACAAUAGAGAUAUAGCUACGGUUUAAUGCAACAUCUACGCUUUAUUUAAUGUGUGGCACACUCUAGUAUUUCCAGUUUUAAAAACAAGUCAAUUUUUUCAUGUAAUGCAGUUAGAAAGCAGGGUUUGCUUAAUUGCUUUUAUUUUAACUCUAAGAUGAACUGCAGAAACUGACAUACAAAUUAGAUGGGACUAAUGAUUGGAUGAAAGGUUGUUUAUGCUGAUAAAAUAACUCAUCCAUCAUUGAGAGCAUAAAGAGAUGGAAGGAAUAAUUUAACAUAAUAUUUUUGGCACAGGGCAUUCAGGUGGUCAGAAUAAAUAUGGAGUUUUAUCUUUACAGUGCCUAUGUUAUAGUUAGAUAAUGAUAAAUGAUAAAAAUCUCAGUGGUCAAAUGGGGCUCUGAACAUUUGGACGUGUUCACUUACUGAUGUCAAACCUGAAAUUUAGUAGCUCCAUUUAUGUACAUGUAACUUCUUUCUUCAAAUCCAGCACCAAUACAUGGAUAAGUCUCUGUGUAACAUUCAACAGAUGACACUGACUUUUUACAUUUGGCUUAGUUUGUAGUGUAAAAAUGCUUUCAGAAUCCAGAUAUUUUGUAGAGAACCAAACAAUUUACCCAAAAUAAGGCAAUUAAUAAAUAAUAAAUGUAAAAUAUAAGCCAAUUGUUUGUACUUUUCCAGAAACUAAUUAAAAUAAACCCAAUUAUUUGAAAA